This is a messenger RNA of Mercenaria mercenaria, 12463 nucleotides long. Its product is annotated as sterile alpha motif domain-containing protein 9-like. Bases 79 to 5961 code for a protein of 1960 amino acids. The transcript has 8 exons. Gene Ontology annotation, cellular component: cytoplasm. Lineage: Eukaryota; Metazoa; Mollusca; Bivalvia; Venerida; Veneridae. The record is from RefSeq and is a predicted model, not a curated record.
CUAGAAAGUCUCUCCUACCGUGCAAUAGUCUACUCAAAAAUAAACAUUUGCACGUAACGUUAAAAACUAACAGGAAAAAUGGCUCAUAUUGUAAAAAUUCCACAAUAUGAAAAACGUAACAGGCAAAAAACACAGCAUUUUUAUAAAACCUUAGAUCUCAACAUAAGUACUGGAUCAGAAACAAUGAGAGACUUAGCAAAUUCAUAUCUACAAAAGAAAGGAGUAAGAUUAAAGCAACACCUAAACGAGCCGCAUGUCAAACAGAAAAUAAGUGACUACAAGCAACUUUCCUCUGAACAAUUUCAAACGAUUCAUUCUAGCAGUCCAAGUCUUGACAAAAUGGAUAUCUCUUUACUAACUGUUCUCCUUCUGCAUACAUUCCCGGAGCAGCUGUCACCAGACGCAAAGAAAAGUAUCAAGGGAUUAAAACGUACAAGAAACAGUUUAGCACACGCAGUUAAAGCUGAACUUGACGACGACACUAUCUUUAAGGACACGCUUCAGUUGAUCAUGGGACUUGCGAAUGAAGUUCACUCAAAGAGGAAGAAUUAUUCACGGGACUUAUUCAAUGAAAUAAAUGAAAUAAGACUGCAAGAAGUGGUCUAUAGUCACUGUAACUUAGAUAGAGUAAAGCUGAAUAACGAGAUGUAUGUAGUUAAACUUGUAGAGGCUACUGAUGAUGAGAGAGUUGAUCAAGCUGAUGUUUGGCGUAUCAAAAUUGGCUUAACAAAGUGGGUUCGGCAGCUUUCGCGUGGAGUCGUUGUUAGUGCUCUCCUACAGGCACUGAAAGAAGAAGGGGUUAUCAAUGACACAACUAAACGGCAAAUAGAGGAAGAGUACUCAAACGAAGAGCAAAUGCAGCUGUUGGUUCUUCACAUGAUGGAUGAGACGAAACUGAAUUUAUACAAAUUUUGCCAAUGCCUUAGGCAAUUGUCGUCAAUAAUGGCAGAUUUAGUUGAAAAUUCUAACACUGAUGGAAGAGAUGUUGAGCAAUACCUCAAGAGUUAUGAGAAGGAAAAUGUAACAAGAAUACUGGGGGAACACUUCGUGGAAAGUGAGGAUGGAACAGUAACAACUGAAAGUCUUCAUAUUUUCGUAGAGGAGCAGUUUGGAUUUGCGAUGGCGUUUAGCACAGUUGAAAAGUUCGUACAUGCAAUUUUCCCAGAUGUCAAGCGCACGACAAGUUUUAUUGGUUUGUCCUGGAAAGAAGAGACUACUGAACCGGCAGCUGAUGCAAAAGAACCUACAGAUGAGUCACUUUCAGGCAUGACUUGUGAAAGCUUUGCGGUUUUCGUUGGAGACUGGUUUGCAGAAAUUGAUAAAAGACUUACGAUACCACUCAAAACAGCGAUUCAGAAAGAAAUCAUUGCACCAAAAAUAUUUUUAGAAAUGACGGAAGCCGACAUGAAAGAUGUGUUUUCUCCUUACAUAGAGAACAAAGACAGUAGUCAUGAAACCAAACUUAAAUACGGAUUUGGAAUAAAAAGUGGUCUCAUGCAAAUACAGAGAAAAAUUAGGAAGCAAAAUGUUGCAGUUGAGACAGACCGCCUAGAAAUCUUGCGUCCCUUUGAUUCCCCAUUUGGUAGAACGAGUUACAAACAAUGCCAGGUGCGGCCGCAUCAAGGUAAUCUCCUUAUACCAGCACAUGAAUUUAGGCCCCUGCCAUCACGUAAAAAAUUCAAAAAACAUUUUGUUGUGAAAGAAGUCAUACGUUUUACUGCUGCUUGUAUAAAUGGUCGUAAAAAUGGUACAAUUCAUUUUGGAAUAGAACCUUUGGGUAAUGGUGUGGGUCAUAUAAAUGGAGUACCUGAAGGAAACAGAUGGCAAAGUUUGAAUAUAGAAAUAGGAAAAGCAAUAAAUGUUUGCUUUAAAGAAAAUGCCAGUAUCGCAUUCAAAUGUGUUCGUCCAGUGCAGUUGAUCAAUGUUGAAGGAGGUGGCAUUGUUAUAGAGGUAGAUGUUGUUCCAUUUUCGAAGUAUAUUUCAAGGACACUCCUUAGCAUAGAUUUUCCGCCGAAAGGAAAUCAGCAUCAAGAAUGCUACGUAUACAGCCUUAAACCGGACUUUGGGAUAUUGUCCGUAAAUGAAGAGGGAUUGAAAGAAACAGAAGAAUUUUAUGAAAUGGUUCUGCAGGAAAGAAUAAAACUAGAGGUGUUUAACGACAAAAAGCUGGACAGAACUACACUCCUUGUACAACAGCUGAGAAAAAUGUUGACUGGGGGUAACACUUACGUCACUGAUGCUUUUAUUCCAGUUAUUGUAUCAGGAAAGAUAUCUGGAAUCCCAGAUGAAUUGGAAACGAGAGCUCAUAUGAAGGAGAUGGCUAUGGCAUUUACGUCUUCGGCGUUUGUUAUAGACUGUGACGAUUCAGUUCUCUUAAGAAAAGAUGUUGAGGGCAACAAGAGAAUUUUUCACGUGAAAACAGCUGAAGAUCUGGUUACUCAGAAUGAGAUAUCAGAAACAAGCCCAACAUGGUUAUACUGUAAUGGUAAUAACGAACUGUCAAAAGAAGCAAUGGAAAUUGAAAAUUGGAUCGAUAAUAGAGCUGAAGGGGUCAGAAAGGCAUUUGAAAAAUUGAAAAAUAUUAUUCCAAAAUCUCGAGCGAAGAUAAUUUUUCUUGUGUUUCAGUCAAAUAAGGCGGAAAACGACCUUCUUAGAGAAAUUGCAAGAAUGGCAUUUGUUACCUAUUUCAAAAACAAAUGUGUCAUCCUUGCAGAACAGGACGACGAUGUGUCUUUUGUCAGAAAAGAACUUGAAACUUUGAUAGGGCAUCAACGACUUGAAAACUCAUUCCAUACUGGUCUUCGUUGGAAACAUAUUUCGAGGUUGAUGAAAAAUAUCUUUAAGUUGAACCCAGCUACCGUUUGCAAACUUCCACAUUGCGAUGGUCAUUUCAUAGAAAUGACUAAGAUGGAAAGAGAAUCUCUGAAUUUCACAGAUAUAGAAAUUUUGAGCGGAGAAGAAUGCAUUGAUCUUGAGGCACAGAUGAAACCUGAUGAAAUUAAAUCGAAGGCGGUCGAGGCUCAAGAGCAAUUUUAUCACGGAGGUCUUGUGUCUUGGUGGGAUUUCUAUUACAAACAUGUUGGAGAACGUGAUCAAUAUUUGCUUCACAGAAACGAAAUUAGAGACAAACUGGCAAAUGACAAAGGUGAGACAUUGAUAGAAGAACAUGAAAUUGAACAUCAUCCAGGGGCUGGUGGAAGUACACUUGGGAGGCAUUUACUAUGGUAUUUCAGCCAAUUUCGGAAGACUCCAGAAAAGUCGUAUAGAUGUUGCGUCAUUAAAACACAAAAUGUAACCGAUGAAACAAUAGAACAGAUAGAAAAGUUCAGAAAUUUUAAUGACGGCGAAUGCCCAAAACCAUUCAUUGUUCUAUCGGAUAACAUGAAUGAAGAAAAUGAAAAUUUUCUGAAAGCUAAAUUAUAUGAAGCUGCCUACAAGACUGGUUAUCCUGGUAAAUUAUUUUGUCUAGUCAUAAUUAUAUGCAGGCGACCAAUAACGUAUGAGGAAACAGACGGAAAACCUCUUUUAAAGCAUUCGCUAAGUAAACAAGAACAAGUAUGGUUCGAAGAAAAAUUCAAGCAGAUGGAAAAAAAUGACGUAGAUGUUGAGACCUUGAUAGCAUUCAACUUUAUGCGACAUUCCUUCGAUCCAGGCUACAUGCAAAAAACAGUUGACCAUUUGUUGAAAGGUGUCACACGAAAAGAAAUGAAAGUACUGCGCUGCUUAGCUCUGGUAAGGUCUUACGAAAGUGACUGCCUUGUUCCAGAAAGUGUUUUUGACACUUUGAUGGAUGCCAUUCUAGUUGACAUCAGAUCACCUUGGGGUAUAAUACAUUCCCUACCGGAGCUACAAAGACUUGCAACUGUACGUAAUGAACCAUGGAAUACUCAAAUAUCUAGAGCAAUGAGUUUGAUAAUUGUGAAGAGGAACGGGCAUGACUUUUAUAAUAGUGGUGUAUGUCUAAUUUCUCAGAUGUUGGCAAGAAUAGUACUGGAAUACAUUCAAGAACAUGAAAGCGUAUCUUUAGAGAAUAUCGUUGACCACGUUUUGGAUCUGGUUGAAACACAAACAUCCGAGACAAACCCAAUGUCAAAACGGUUUGUAAGAAUUAUAUGCAGCCUUUUUAAAACCAGGCAAUUGCUCGAGGGGGAAGGACCUGAGCAAAAGCAAAAGUUUUCAGACCUUGUUCUAAAACUAGAGCUGCAAGAUACAUCCGAGUCUGAAAAUGAUGCAAGACAAAGGGUAAUACGUACGAUGACACGAUGUUUUGGCAUAACUAAAGACCACCUGGUUGGUCAGCAACUUGCAAGGUUCAAUAUUCAUAUCAAGGAAUAUAGUGCGGCGGAGGAGGCUAUUAAACAAUCCCUACAAAUUCAAAGUCAAAAUUCGUAUUUACUACACACUUACGGGCAAAUAUUCAAGACAAAGAUGGAAGGCAUGUUAGCUAAUGCCGCUCAAACAAAAACAAAGGUGCGCGAUGCAGAGGCAGCUGAGAUAAUUGAUUUAGCUUUCCAGGCUAUUGAAAAAUUUGUUUCCGGCCAAAGAAUUGCUAUUUCGACAGGGGAGCACACUACCUGGGGAUGUUUUCACACAGAGGUAAAAACUGCUUUGUCCCUUCUAGAAAAAUUUCAGCACUUUGCUUGUUAUACGACCCGUCAGGCAUUUAUAAGCUUUUUGAAUAAUGAUAUUCUCAAAGUUGCCGAUGGUCCACUCUUGCGUAUGAUGAAGAAAUGUCCGGCUCUUGAAAAUCUCAGAGCUGGAAGUGCGGCGCAGUGUCAUCUAGAAACAUCCCUCCGUAGUAUGGAAGAAAGAAGCUACCAGGUAAAAAGACAGUUGUACGUGAUAUAUUCAGAGGAUGAAACGCUUUUAUUAGGUUUAAGAGAGCGAUUUGAGCGGUUCUAUGGAAGUCAAAAAAGCACAAGUAAAUACCAAUUUAGCUUUGGAAUUGGAUUGAAACCUCUAAUGGUCGCAAAAGUUAGAAAUAAUCAGGCAUUGUGUAGAAGAGUAAAGGAAGCGAAAGAACAUUUGGAACAAGUCAGUCGUCAGCAGGUUGACGAAAGAGAUCUUCUCGUUUACCUUGGAGAUAAGAUAAUUACUAUUUCUAGACAAGGACCUCAAGAUGUUCUAGCAUGUAGUUUUGAAGAAUAUAAACGCCUUUUGUCAUAUAGUACUGAUCUAGUAGCAGUACAAACUAUAGCGCCGGCAUCAAAAUCAAAGCGGCUAUACCUUGAGACAUUUUUGUAUUUUGCAAUGCUGCAUUGGCCUUUGAAAACUAGAACAAAAUUAGAUAUUGAUGCCAUUUCACGACCUGCUGCUUACGGGCAAAUAAUAAAGACAUGGGAAGAAUCGUAUAACAAUAACUUUUACAUUAAAACCAGAGAGCAAUAUCAAAGGUACAGACCGAAAAAUUACUUUGCUCUAGGCAAGGGGGAACCUGGUAACGAUAUAGUAGAUCUUGAAUCUAUCAAAAGAGAAUGGAUGGACAGAAAAAAGAAGGCUACAGGAAGAGUUCGGAAACCAGUUUUCAAGGACUUCUUCUGGAGAGAAAGUUUUGUUGAGGAGAGGCUAGAAAGACUAGAAGGUGUCGUUGAUGACUCUGGAAAUAACAUUACACAUGAGGCUGAAUAUCCGCAAGGGUACCACAAAUUCAGAAUAAGGACCUACUACCCAUGCCCUGAUUUAAGUAAUAGAUCAGUGACUUUUGUACUUGGUUUCACAUGGAAAGAACCAACUGCGUUUGAUGUGUUAGAAAUUGGAAAAUCUAGAAACAUAUUACCGGAUGGUGACAAACCGAUAUCAGCGUCCUGCAAUGCAGACAACAAGGCAAAUACUGGAAAUGGUGAUCUUGCGGAAAAUGAUACCAGAAUCUUAUAUGAGCGGACGCAACAAACAGAUCAAGAAUCUAAUACGGAUAAAUCAAAACCUAGGAGAAGAAGAAAGAAACACGUUAGAAAACAGUGACUCAUGAUGACGAACUGUUAAUAUGCUCAUCACAUUUACUCUGAUCGAAAAUGUUGAAAGCGAGAACAAAUUGAUAUUAGUUUUAAAUCAAAUCAAUAUGUAAUAUUUACAUUCACCUAUGUGUUGUGUAUUGAAAGAAAAAAGAAACAUUUAUUUUUGUAUUUUACCAUCCAUAAACAGUAUUAAGAAUGAAUAUUUCCAAGAGAUUGCUGACGCAGCCUGAUAUAUAUAAAUAAAAUGAUGUUGUUUGAAUCGAAAUCAAACUAUAUAAACAUUAAAGAGAAUUUCUAUUGUAUUUUUUAAUAGAUUUUUCAUAUAUCUGAUAGGAAAUUUUGUGCUGAAAACAAUGAACAAAUAAACAAAUGGGUCACCAAACUUGUUUUUGUGAAAAAUUGUUUUGAACACACCCACUGUUGCUGAAACUGAUUGCGAUUUUUCAAUAUUUUCAUAAUUUUCUGCUUUUUUAUAAAUACCAACAAAAACAUGAAUCAAGACAGCACAAUAAGUUUUAUAUAUUUAUUUCAUAUCACAGUCAUAUUUGUAAUACAAUAUCGUUACAUUGAUGCGUACAAAUGAAAAAUAAAUCUUGUUUUAUAUUCACUUUUAUGAACUUUUUUUUUAAAUGAAAAGUCUUCAUAGUAAAGAUUUAUUUUUUUAAUUUUGAAAAAAAACACGUUUCAUAGAAUUUUUUUCUGUUUUCCUUGUAUGUAGAUAAUUGUAUUGUGAACAUUAAAAUGGCCAAAAAAGUAUGGGUCACCGGCUAAAUUAUAUGUUAAGACCACUUGGACGAAAAAAUAGUCUGAACUUUACUAAAUUGAUUAUAUCUGCUAGAAGUUUAAAAAAUCUUAAUCCUUUCUAUAAUUGAAUACUAAAUGAUAUGAAUGGAGAUAUUGUCUUAUGAAUACAAAGUUAAUUGUCUAACAUUAUAUGAACAACGCUGUCUUUUUACUAAACUGCGCUGUCAAAACACAGCCACAAAUGGCAAGUUGCAUGGUACAUGUCAGGCAUGAUACAUGUCAGUACAACAUAAACCAGUAUCAACAUUUGAUUACUGAUAAAACGUAUUGAAAAAUGUUAUUUUAUAACGAUUCCUCAUAUUUAAGAUUGUCUAUCACAUGUUUCAACAAAUGUUGACUUCACUUCACUUUGUCCAUAGCUAGUAUCGACUGCGCAGAAAGAUGCGCAUAAAAAACUAUAGGAAUUCCCUUUAAAGUACAGCUAAAACUAAAUUAUCUUGCGGGAAAGACCAAAACAGAAUAAACCCGACUUUGUGAUUUUUUACUGGAUUAAAAAAUAUCUUACAUAAAAAUAAGGUUUUUCGAAAAGCGAGAUACACCUAACAUGAAGCUGUUCGAUCUAAAUAUUGAAAAGAUCAAUGCUGAUAAUUAUUUUGAAUUUCUGAUAUUCACUGAAAGCAAGCCACUUAUUUUUAUAGCAAGCUACUAAGUAGCAUAAAUACUUUGUAAAUGCCAUGACAUUUUAUAUUGUCCCUAUAGUCAUCUUACGUUUUCUAUCAGUAAGAUUCCUCUUACCAACGGAUAUAGCCACAUGAUUACUAGAGACGCUUAAAGGUGGUCAGUCACAUUUGAGCAAAAUUUUCUGCUAUUUUUCAGUUUUCAUAUAUUCUAUUAGAGAUUUAUUUAUGGAACAAAAAGACACAUUAUAAUGAUUAUAUAGAGUUAGAUCCCUAUUGGAAAUGUAUAUUUUGUCACUUUUUACGAAAUUUUGUAAUUACCUCCCUUAAAUAUAAAAGUUUUUUUGUGUUUUUUUUUAAAGUGGACUAUUUCUUGUUAUUCCAAUAUUAUUUCCAGUUUUACGUUUGCAUUUAAAAAUAAUAGGAUACGCAAACUACCUGAAUCAAAAGACAAGUUUUAAAACAGCGUAUAGCUUCGGAAUUCAUCUAUUUUCAAUCUAUCUUGGUUGCACAACCGAGAUAGGCAAAGGGAGGUAAUAAUAAUUCUAUAAACUUGCAUUUCUUAUGAGUUUUGGCAAAAUAUGUACUUGUCAAUGCCAAUCAUUGACAAUUUUAAUAUGAUAGUGCUUAUAUUCAUAUCAUCCCUUAGGCAAAAUGUGUUUAUUGACUUUAUACUUAUUCUAAAAUAACGCUAUUUUGGUUGGGCAACCAGGAUAGGAAAAUCAAAUUUUAAAAAUAAUUCUAGUGAAAAUCUGAUGUGUAUUAAGAACCCGAUGAACAAAAAUUAGUGUAAAUGAUUAGUUUGUGAAGUUCGUUUACCAAAAUCCUAUUAACCACCUUUAAAAACACCAAUGGACAUCUUUCACUGAGGUUUUUGUCUUUCGAUAUUUACUUCAAAGGUAUAAAAUCCUCAUCAAAUGUCUUUAACUUCACUAAAUAUAAAAAUUAAAUUUGUGUAUAGAGCUACAUUCAUAAUAAAAUGUCAUGCAGUAACAGUUGAUUGUUAAAAAAGCAACCAGUUUUUUAGUGGUAUUGUCCGUAAGUAUUGACCUGGCAUACAUUAAUCUUCGCCAAUAUUUUCGGGUGUUUCCGUUAUUUUACGCAAUAUUUAUAUCCUGAAAAUGUCUAUAUUACUAAAAUAACCUAUAUGAAUAACCAAUAACAUGGUAGCAUAGUGGUAAGCUGUUUGACUGCCGCGCACGAUACCACGUGUUCAAAGUCACCUCAGACAUUUUUUUCUAUGAAAUGUUAUGUUAUCGAUAUAUUGCUUUUAUUCUUACAAGAUCUACGUAGCAUAUUUCACGAAUUCUGAAUGUUUUCUCUUGUAGUAUUCGUUUUCUGGAAACGUUGGUGACAAGUACUUUGUCUUUGUAUCUAAGAUACUUUUAAAGAUUUUAUUCAACAUUUUCUACAAUGGAUAACUUGUCUAUGAGUGUAUUUCUUUCAAGAAAUGGACCAUAAAGUUUGAUCAGGUAAGUGUGGCAAUAUUUCUACCUGUUAAGUUUGCAGAUAAGAUUUGAAGACAAAAAAAAUGUCCCGCGCAGGACUCAAACCCACAACACCAAGAUUGGCAGCUAAACGCUUUGUCCGCACAGCUACUUGCACAUGCGACAUUGUGUCAAUGAUAAAGAAAUAUGUACGCAAUAGUUAUAUCGCUAUAUCGCUAUUUAGCUUCGGAUACCGGGAAUUAGUUUACGGAAAUAUACGGAAUACUGUGAAAUCAUUAAUAUUCGUGGGGGACUAAUUUUCGUGGAUUUCGUGGUUGAGUCAAUCCACGAAAUUUAAUCCCAACGAACAAGUAAAAUUCCCAUUCAUUAUAUGUUAAAAAGUUGAAAUCCACGAAUUCAUAUCCCCACAAAAUUGCCGUUUUGACCAAAACCACGAAAAUUCAUGCCCACGAAAUUAAAUGAUUUUACAGUAUUCAUGAGUGCCAGGUCAAUACUUACGGACAAUGGUACACAUUUAUACAUUGUGUACUAUUUUAAAAUUAAUGCCUAGUACUGUAAAUACACAUAAACUUGUUAAUUUUAUGUUUACGUAGACUAUAUGAAGUAAUUUUAUAUGUUUUUAUAUAUGAAAUUUGUAACUUAUAUACCUUAAAGAUAAUCAUAUCUGUAUUUUACACUUUAAUACUUGUAAGAUUAGCACUUUUUGUAAUCAGUCAGUUGAUGUUUACACUGUUAACUUAAAUGUUUAUGUCUAUGUAGUUUCUCUGACUUUUGCCAUUAAGGAUUCAUGUUAUGUAUAUUGUAUUUUGUGCAUUUCCACCAUCAGAAAGUUAAUAUAUAUUGCAGCGAUGUUGCCUAUUACCAGAUUUAAUAUUCAUUUAAAUGAGAAAAUUUUCAAUACGUCAUACAUGUAUUACAAUAAUCAUGGUUUCUUGAUUAAUUAUGACCUAGAAGAGUAGACUAACGCAAGUACAUUCAACCCGAAUAAAUGCAUUCUUACAGUCUGAGUUAGGCAGCUUUAUCGGAAGUCCAUACUACAGUAUUUGUUAUCCAGAUGGAAACAAAAACGUGAUAAGUGAAAAUGCCUGAAAAUGUAUCACUGUUUUCAAUUUUCUUGACAAUGUAAGAAUAAUGUCUGAGUGUUAAGAUGGUCAUGUGCAUUCACCAUAAUAACAAUGUUCGGAUAACAUUGUGUAAAAUGGUAAGGAUUAAGCCUGCAUGUUACAAAAUAAACAUGCGAUUCAUUGUUUUCUAUUGAUGGUGUGAUGAAAUUUGCACUUAUUAUACCUUUAAGAUAGCCAUAUCUGUAUUUUAUACUUAAACACUUGUAAGAUUAGCGCUUUUUGUAAUCAGUCAGUUGAUUUUUACACUGUUAACUUAAAUGUUUAUGUCUAUGUAGCUUCUCUGACUUUUGCCAUUAAUGAUUCAUGUUAUGUAUAUUGUAUUUUGUGCAUUUCCACCAUCACAGACUAAUCAUAUUUGCAGCGAUGUUGCCUUUUACCAGAUAUAAUAUUCAUUUAUAUGGGUAUACCGGUAUUUUGAAUAUGUCAAAUUACAAUAAUCAUAGUUUCAUGAUUAAUGAUGUCCUAGAACAGUAGACUAACGAAAGUACAUUCAGCCCCAAUAAAUGCAUUCUCACAGUCUGAGUUAGGCAGCAUUAUCGGAAGUCCAUACUACAGUAUUUGUUAUCCAGAUGGAAACAAAAAACGUAAUAAGUUAAAAUGCCUGAAAAUGUAUCACUAGUUACAAUUUUCUUGACAAUGUAAAAUUAAUGUCUGAGUGUUAAGAUGGUCUUGUGCGUUCACCCAAAUAACAAUGCUCUAAUAGCAUUGUAUAACUGGUAAGGAUUAAGCCUGCAUGUUACAAAAAACAUGCGAUUCAUGGUUGGGUGUACUUUCUAUUUAUUGUUGUUUCAUUUAUUAGCUAAUUUAGUGAGUACAUUCAUUUUCAACAUAUUUAUCAUUUCUGAAUAGUAAAUGGCCAGACAAAAAUUGCCUUAUUGUCUGUUUUUCUUUUUCUGUAAUUUAGGCUUGAAUUGUGGUUGUUCCAAAAAUAGUUUAUACUGAUAGUCUCUAAACCCAACAGUAUAUUUGGAAUAUGUUUCAGUAUUGAUCUGUUAUCCGCAAGAUGCUGACAACUUCCCUACAUUUAUUAAAGUUGGAGGACAGAUGACACAUUGUUUAUCACAAAUAACAUACACAUCCCCUACAGAUUGAAAUUUCUACUUUUCAACUCAUAUUCUUAAACUGUGUCUGCUUAGUUAUAGAAAGCUGUACUGAAUUAUUGUAUAAUAAAUCUAGCAGCUGUUUUCUGAAAGUUCGUUAGAAUAUUGUUUUGAAAUGUAAAAAAUAUUUACAGCAAUGCGAUUGAAUUCUACCUUAGUAAGAUCGUAAACUUUUGUAUAAUUGCAUUUAUUUUGCGUUGAAGGUGUUACGUUUUCUUAUCAUUGUUAUUAUUGUUAUUAUAAGUAGUAUUAAUAUUAUUUUUAUUUAUUGUUACAUACCACUUUGAAGUAUUUAAACAGAGACCCAUUUCUAAUAUGAAAUUGGUGUUCCUUUGGAAAUAUGAUGUCUGUGGUAUAGUAAAUGUAUUCUGUGUAUUAUAUAUUUUAACUGUGGCUUUUCCUUUGAAUGAAUAGAUUAUGUGAAAGGAAAACUACUGUUUCAUUUUUUCUGCACCCUUUUGAUUUUAGUAAGGAAAGUAAAUACAUGCAAUCAUAAUUUGAUCCUGAUGAUUUUCAUUGUUACAAUAAUUCUAAAAGAUCGUAAUUACAAUGAAGCCCAGUUUUAAUUCCUUUAUUUACUUCAAAUGUCUAAUGUAUCCACUUGACUGUUUCACGCAGAUGACACUAGUUAACAACAUAGAUUUGAACUAAACUAAAACUUUUGGGACUGCUAACAGCUAUUUUACGAUCACUUCACAUUUAAUCGUCUAAUGUAUUUUUAUGUGAAAAUAUGAUAAAACAUGGUAUCCACACCUAACCAUUUUUUUAAGACUAUAAGAAAUCAAGUUACCAAGGAAAUAAGGCGUGCAAAAACUGAAUAUCAAAAAAAAGUUAUUGAUAAUAUUAAUGAAAACUCAUUAACUUCAAAAAAUUGGUUCAAAUUGUCCAAAUCUGUAAUGAAAUUACAAAAAGUAAAUAACUCCAUACCAACGUUAUUUUCACAUACCACAGAAGCAUCUUCUGAUUCCGACAAAGCAAAUAUGCUAAACAAUUACUUUUCAGAGCAGUCCUCAUUAGAUGAUACAAAUAAAGCCCUUCCUGUAAUAAAUAAAAUUACUGAUUCUUCUUUUGUUGAUCUCGAACUUACUCAACAAGAUGCGAUCGAUGCUAUUCACAACUCGAUCCCACAAAGGCGUCUGGUCCUGAUUUCAUAAGUCCUAGACUGCUAAAGGAAGCCUCUAACGAAUUAUCUGGACCCCUUGCAAAAUUUUUCAACAUGCUCAUUAAUAAGGCGUACUUCCCAUCUGAAUGGAAAAAAGCACAUGUCUCUCCGAUAUUCAAAAAGGCCGAUCCUUCUAAUCCAAGUAAUUACAGGCCCAUUUCCCUUCUUAGCUGUCUUGGUAAAUUAAUGGAACGCUGUAUCCACAAACAUCUUUACAAUUACAUCAUUGACAAUAAUUUAUUGACGGCUUUUCA